CAUCGUAUAUUAAAAAACCGGAGAUAGUAUUAGCUUAAAGAAAAUCUGAGAAAUAGAUUAAUAUAAUUUUUUUAAAACAACUUUAUUGUACAUAUAUUUUUUAGAAAAUAACACACCGUUUAUCAAUUCGUAAAACUUGCCCAUAAAAAAUGAGAAAGUAAAAAUUGAGAAACGGGAAAAAGGAACACAAUGCAAACGUCAUCGAACACUCUGCCCAAGCGAGCAGCCGAGCAACCGCAACCAUUCGAUCUCCAAGACUCCAAUCCAACGGCCGACCCAGCCGCCCAUCGCGCUCACCGACCACCGCCGCCGCCACGCUCUCCCGCCGUCGUCGGCGCCGCGCCGCCGCCGCUCCUCGAACGCCCUCCCCUCCCCUCCCCUCCCCGGCGCCCGGCUUCCUCCGCCGCCUCCGCUUGCUUGCCCCUCCUCGCCGGCAGCACCACCAACCCGCCGCCCCAUCCACUUUUGGGCGGCCCCAUGCCACGACCCUGCGGCUAGGCAUCGCGUGUCGCCGUCGGCGGGGGGGUCGUUCCAUCCUCGCCUUCUCUCCGAGGCAACGCGUCGAACACCUGCGCCGACCGGCUUCUCCUCAUCUCCAUGAGAAAGCCGUUCCCGAGUCUCCUCCUCCUCCACCGCCUUCGCCGUCGCCGAGACGCCAACCGGCGCUACGCCGCAGCCCCCAGCCUCACCGCCUCCGUCGCAGACAUCCCCGUCCCCGCCGCUGCCUCCACCGGCAUCAUCCGCGAUACGCUCGACAGCGUGGACGCCCGCGAGCUCGCCGCCACCCCGCGCCUCUACCACUCUCUCAUCACCGCCUGCGCGCGGUACAGGAGCCUGGACGACGCCAGGGCGAUCCACGCACACCUGGCCGGCUCCCAGUUCGCCGGCAGCGUCUUCCUGGACAACUCGCUCAUCCACCUGUACUGCAAGUGCGGUGCCGUGGCCGACGCGCGACGUGUGUUCGACGGAAUGCCGGCGCGCGACAUGUGCUCUUGGACCUCGCUCAUUGCCGGGUAUGCGCAGAACGACAUGCCGGAUGAGGCCCUUGGGCUGCUCCCUGGGAUGCUGAGAGGGAGAUUCAAGCCAAACGGGUUCACGUUUGCGAGUCUCCUCAAGGCGGCUGGUGCUAGUGCGAGCAGUGGCAUCGGGGAACAGAUCCACGCGCUCACGGUGAAGUAUGACUGGCAUGAUGAUGUCUAUGUAGGGAGUGCACUCCUUGACAUGUAUGCGAGGUGUGGAAGAAUGGACAUGGCCAUUGCGGUUUUUGACCAGCUUGAAUCGAAGAAUGGGGUUUCUUGGAACGCAUUGAUUGCUGGGUUUGCAAGAAAGGGUGAUGGAGAGACCACACUGUUAAUGUUUGCAGAGAUGCAGAGGAAUGGGUUUGAGGCAACACAUUUUACGUACUCAAGUGUGUUCAGUGCCAUUGCUGGCAUAGGUGCUCUUGAGCAGGGGAAGUGGGUGCAUGCACACAUGAUUAAAUCUGGGGAGAGACUGAGUGCAUUUGUCGGAAACACAAUACUUGACAUGUAUGCAAAGUCAGGGAGCAUGAUCGACGCGAGAAAGGUGUUUGACCGUGUGGACAAGAAGGAUGUAGUUACUUGGAACUCAAUGCUGACUGCAUUUGCACAGUAUGGACUUGGCAGGGAAGCAGUCACCCAUUUUGAGGAGAUGAGGAAAUGCGGUGUUCACCUGAAUCAGAUCACCUUCCUUUCCAUUUUGACUGCUUGUAGCCAUGGGGGACUGGUGAAAGAAGGCAAGCAAUACUUUGACAUGAUGAAGGAGUACAACCUGGAACCAGAGAUUGAUCACUACGUUACGGUUGUUGAUCUCCUUGGUCGAGCUGGUUUACUGAAUGAUGCUCUUGUAUUUAUAUUUAAAAUGCCCAUGAAGCCAACUGCUGCUGUUUGGGGAGCCUUGCUUGGAUCUUGCAGAAUGCAUAAGAAUGCCAAAAUUGGGCAAUUUGCAGCCGAUCAUGUAUUUGAACUUGACCCAGAUGAUACUGGUCCACCUGUGUUGCUUUACAACAUUUAUGCUUCCACAGGCCAAUGGGAUGCUGCAGCUAGAGUGAGGAAGAUGAUGAAGGCAACUGGUGUGAAGAAGGAACCUGCAUGCAGUUGGGUGGAGAUAGAGAACUCAGUGCACAUGUUUGUCGCAAAUGAUGACACCCAUCCAAGAUCAGAGGAGAUAUAUAAGAAGUGGGAGGAGAUAAGCAUACAGAUUAGGAAAGCAGGGUAUGUUCCUAACACGGAUUAUGUGCUUCUGCAUGUAGAUGAACAAGAGAGGCAGGCAAAGUUACAGUAUCACAGCGAGAAGAUCGCGCUCGCAUUUGCACUGAUCAACAUGCCUUUAGGGGCGACCAUUCGGAUCAUGAAGAAUAUUAGGAUAUGCGGGGAUUGCCAUUCUGCAUUCAGAUACAUCUCCAAAGUUUUCAAGCGGGAGAUUGUUGUCAGGGAUACAAACAGAUUCCAUCAUUUCAGCAGUGGCUCCUGUUCAUGUGGAGAUUACUGGUGAUUUUGCUAAUCUCAAGUGUUUGUGACUUCACAAAUGGGCCAUUGUGCUUGUCGAUCAUCAUUAAUGAAGUUAUAGCCAACAAAACUGUUUAUGCAUUAUAAACAAUUUUGAGGCAUGCCUCCACUCGGGUUGAUUUUCUUGACCGAGGAAAACAUCAUUCUUCAGUUUAUUAAGAUCAUUCAUGAGAGACCAUAAAGGAUGCUCUUGAAUUGACUCACUGUUGCGGCUUAUGGGCUUCUACGAGGAAAGUAGAGAUGCACUUGGUGAUGCAGCUUCUAGUUGGCUACAAAUUUAUUUCAGGUUAUAUUGACCUUACCCGGAGCUCACCAAGAGAAUCAAUCGAGCAAUGCCUGAAUUACUUUGAACCGUUUUAUUCCUUGCAGUACUCCACAGAAGUUAUCCCCUUAUUUUACUUGUGAUCAUCAUAAGCAUCUGGGAAGUGAGGCACAAUCGCUAUUCAGCUACAGGAGGUUAUCGUGGAACGAGAGGAUGCUACUCUGUGGACCGCUGACAACCUUGCGCCAUCCAUAUACGGUAAUUUUCCAGACAAAAUUCAGGAAAAAUGUUUGUUUGGUUACAAAUUCGUAAUUUGGAUAUGUUUUAUGAUGGCUCAUGUGACUUAAAAUGUUACUCUCUCUGUUUCAGGUUAUAAAACGUUUUGACUUCGGUCAAAGUUAAACUGCUUUAAGUUUGACCAAGUUUGUAGAAAAAAAUAAUAGUAUUUUCAACCCAAGACAAAUUUAUUAUGAGAAUAUAUUCAAUUAUUGAUUUGAUAAAACUAAUUUAGUAUUAUAAAUAUUACUAUUUUUGUCUAUAAACUUAGUUAAACUUAAAAAAAACAGUUUGACUUUGACCAAAGUCAAAACGUCUUAUAACCAUUACGACAGCAAUAACUAGUGUCUUAAUUGAAAGAAACGAAGAAACAAUCGUCUACUUAUUGAUGUUUGUUUCAUU
This is a messenger RNA of Oryza sativa Japonica Group (Japanese rice), 3465 nucleotides long. Lineage: Eukaryota; Viridiplantae; Streptophyta; Magnoliopsida; Poales; Poaceae. The record is from RefSeq and is a predicted model, not a curated record.